AUGCUGGAAAUAGCUAAGUUUGAAUGUACCGGGCGCACGAAGUUAAUGAACGCUGCGCUUCGGAACGACCUUUCUGGAGUGACAAGAUACAGUGAGCUGAGGGGACAGACUGAUGCCCGAGGGCGGACAGCCCUGAUGUACGCAGCUGAGAAGGGUCACUUAGAAAGUGUCAAACUGCUUCUUUCUGAGGCCUGUCUGUUGGACCAUACGGGGUACACAGCUUGCUGGCUGGCCCUGCUUAACGGGCACCAUGAUUGUGCCGAGUGUCUCCUGAAAGCUGAGCAACAGGUUUCUAAGCUAACUAAGCUUAUGCUUGCUGCAGCCAACGGAGACGCCAACCAAGUAAAGAAGCAUCUAGGCAAGCGGUGUAAGCGUUCAAGCUGCAAUGGCACAGCACUAAUGUUAGCUGCAAGUAAUAAUCACGCCGAUUGCGUUGCCCUCCUAUUAAACGAGAAUGGACUAACUGACCAUAACAGGUUUACUGCUCUAUUGUACGCUGCCAUGCAUGGCCACAAGGAUGUUGUGGAGCUACUUCAAGAGCAUGAGCUAUCUUCAUUGACCCUACGUGGAGAGACGGCGUUGAUAUUAGCAGCUAAGUAUGGACACACUCAGGUCGUAGAUGUAAUAGUAAAGAAGCAGCACGUUCAGUCUACUAAUAGCAAACAGACAGCGCUGAUGUACGCCGCGUUUAUGGGGCAUGCCGAGUGUGUCAAGCAGCUUAAACAUCUCCAAUGCGGCCAGCAGGAUGUUGAUGGUCGGACCGCGCUCUGGUUUGCAGCUAUGAAGGGCCACGUGUCUUGUGUAAGAGAGCUGAAGGACCAAGAGAUACACAUAGCCGACUACGAUGGGGUAACUAGUCUGAUGACAGCAAUUGAGAAUGAAAACACUGACUGUGCACUGGAGCUACUGCGUGAAAUAGGGCACAUAGCUAUUGAUGGCAGCACUGCGCUGGAAAUGUCUAUCAACGUAAGAAACUACCGCUGCGCCAAGGAGCUCGUGCGGAAGGAAGCGUACCUUGUUGACUACCCUUUUGAAAUCGUCACCGCAAUAUCAGAGGACUUCUCAUGCAUGUAUGAUGUCUUGUAUACUUGCACCCAUAACAGGCCAACAGAUAGAAAUGGAAAGACAGCCUUAAUGCACGCGGCACGUGCUGGAAACAUCAAGGCUGCAGAGUUCUUUCUAUGGCAGGUCGGAGCCAAGGAUAACUAUGGGUACACGGCCCUCAUGACCGCGGCUAGAGCCGGCCACUUGUACAUUACUGCCAUGCUUGCACAGUUUGAAGAAGAACGGACAGCGCAGGAUAGCUUCGGAAUGGGCGUACUUUAUCACGCAUUAAUUGGAGGACAUACCGAUACAAUCCUUUUGCUAAAGCAGCUGAUGGGAGACAACAGCAAGGUUACAGAUCUUAUGGUGUCUGCGGCAAUGGGUAACUAUCAAGGCAUAAAGGAACAUAUAUCACAAGCAGGUCAAGGAGACGUUCAGGGCGUUACUGCACUGAUGUACCUGGCUAUGACAGGAGGACGAAUCAGUAAGAACUGUUUGAGACCUACACGGUACUGGAAUACGAGUGAGUACACAAUAAUUACGCAGGCCGAUACACUGGACUACAUGUCUCUAACAACUGAAGAAGUUCAAAUCCAGCAAAUGUUGAUUUCUCUGGAAAGUAAAAUGCAAGAUAAUUAUGGUAACACCGCGCUUAUACAGGCAGUGCUCCAAAACCAAUUUGAAAUGGUGCAGAUCUUGCUCCCAUACGAGCUGUCUAUAAAGACCACAGGGACAGACGGUGGACGGUCUGCUCUGGACUUUGCCAUCGAUAAUAAUCAAUCUCAUAUUGUCAGGCUUAUAACAGAUCAUCUUGUGAGGGCAAAGGAAGUACUGUGCAUGCGACAGAGGGAACCCAAAAAAGCUAUCGCGCAUACAACGGAUUUGAUGAAAGCAAUCGCUGAUGAUGACUUAGUAGAUAUGUCUGCAUACAUUGAUGACAUAGGAGUAUUUUGCACAGAUCUAUUCGACGGAAAGGGUGGCACAGCGCUCCACAUUGCCGCCUCCAUGGGAAUAUCGGAGUACAUACUCUCUCUGUUCCCAGAGUUGGGGAUAUAUGGAGAACACCGGUACACUGCUCUGAUGGCUGCCUCUGAGAAUGGCUGCCUAGAAUGCAUAGAUAUCCUGCUGUGUGAAAUGACUGUUCAAACGAGAGAUGGGAUGACGGCUCUAAUGUAUGCUGCUCGUGAUGGCUACACGGACAUCGUGGCCGUCCUUGCGUGCUUUGAGGCAGGCCUUGCUGAUAACGACGGAAAGACUGCAAUGAUGUAUGCAGCCGAAAGAGGAUAUGUAGAGUGUGUGAGGAUUCUGGCUCCCUAUGAACAGAAGCUUCAAGAUGCGCACAGCAAUACAGCACUAAUAUACGCUGCAGAGAACGGAUAUUCGGAAUGCGUGGCAACUCUUAAUAAGGUGGAAGGGCAUAUCCUAUCAGACCUGGGUGUCACAGCACUGAUGGCGGCGGCAAUGCACGGAAGACCAGAGUGUGUGUCGAUUCUAUUGAAAGACCUGCACGCGAUGACGGAUAAUUCUGGAUAUACUGCGUUGAUGUAUGCUGCCACAAAAGGGUACACUGCGUGCGUUGAAUUGCUAAUCGAUGCCGAGGCGGGGGAAGUGAACCUGGAUGGAGAGACAGCCCUUAUGAUGGCUGCACAGAACGGACACGAACAGUGCGUACAGCUUCUGGUACCUUUUGAACUUAAGAUCCAAGACGACAUGGGAUGGACAGCUCUAAUGAGUGCCGCACAGGCAGGCCAUCUGAAUUGUGUAAAGCUUCUGUUGGGUGAGGCUGAGAUAUACAAUAGUGAGAACUGCACUGCCCUAGAUAUAGCCCUAAUAGAGAGAGGUAAAGAAAGUAAGGUGAAGAACCUCAAUGACUGCAUAGUUGCUCUGCGAAUGGCCACAACUUAA
This is a messenger RNA of Giardia duodenalis, 2949 nucleotides long. RefSeq names its product Ankyrin repeat protein 1. The coding region runs from base 1 to 2949 and encodes 982 amino acids. Lineage: Eukaryota; Fornicata; Diplomonadida; Hexamitidae. The transcript has a single exon. The record is from RefSeq and is a predicted model, not a curated record. Gene Ontology annotation, molecular function: protein binding.